This is a messenger RNA of Acanthopagrus latus (yellowfin seabream), 2347 nucleotides long. RefSeq names its product hematopoietic cell-specific Lyn substrate 1 (gene hcls1). The record is from RefSeq and is a predicted model, not a curated record. Gene Ontology annotation, molecular function: actin filament binding. Gene Ontology annotation, cellular component: site of polarized growth; plasma membrane; actin filament. Bases 146 to 1714 code for a protein of 522 amino acids. Gene Ontology annotation, biological process: regulation of actin filament polymerization. Lineage: Eukaryota; Metazoa; Chordata; Actinopteri; Spariformes; Sparidae. The transcript has 16 exons.
AUUAUUUACACCGAGGCGCGUUCACGUCCGCUCGCUCCGCGUUCACUUGUCACCUCAUUAAACCGUCUCAACCUCCGUGAACCUUCAACACUCUGUCGGUAUCACAUCCACAUAAACUCGGAUAUAUCGCCCUGACAGCUACAAGAUGUGGAAGUCAGUCGUGGGCCACAAUGUGAGCAUGAAGGUGGCUGCAGAGGGAGACGACUGGGAGACGGACCCCGACUUUGAGAAUGACGUGUCCGAGCAGGAGCAGAGGUGGGGAGCCAAGACCAUCGAGGGUUCAGGACGUAAAGAGCACAUCAGUAUUGCAGAGCUCAGAAACAAUGUGGCCGUGGAGCACGAGAAGGUGAAGCAAGCGGACGACAAGCCCAAAGCGUCAUACGGGUAUGGAGGGAAGUUUGGAGUGGAGAGGGACCGAAUGGACAAGGCAGCUUUGGGGCACGACUACGUGGCACAAGUUGAGCAACACUCCUCCCAGAAAGAUGCAGCGAAAGGGUUCGGUGGGAAAUAUGGUGUUCAGAAAGACCGCGUGGACAAGUCUGCUGUGGGCUUUGGAUACAAAGAAAAGGUGGAGCAACAUGCGUCUCAGAAAGAUUACUCAAAGGGAUUUGGAGGAAAGUACGGGGUGGAGAAGGAGAAAGUGGACAAAGCUGCAUUAGGGUACGAUUAUAAAGGCGAGACGGAGAAGCACCAGUCGCAAAAAGACUAUGCUAAGGGAUUUGGAGGAAAGUACGGAGUGGAGAAGGAGAAGGUGGACAAAGCGGCUUUGGGGUACGACUACAAAGGAGAAACAGAGAAGCACCAGUCACAGAAAGAUUACGCCAAGGGAUUUGGAGGAAAGUACGGAGUGGAGAAGGAGAAAGUGGACAAAGCUGCUCUGGGCUACGAUUAUAAAGGCGAGACGGAGAAACAUCAGUCACAGAAAGAUUAUUCAGCAGGUUUUGGAGGUCGUUAUGGAGUACAGGCAGACCGCAUGGACAAGAGUGCAGCUGGCUUCUCAGACAUGGACUCCCCGACCUCGGCUUACGAAAAGACACAACCGUUAGAGGCUUCGAGUGCAGGUGCGGGAAACCUGAAGGCUCGUUUUGAGAACAUGGCCAAGGCUUCAGAUGAGGAGAACAGGAAGAGAGCAGAAGAAGAGAAGGCGAGGAGACAAGCCAGAGAGAGCAGAGAGCGAGAGCUGGCCAAACGCAGACAAGAGGAGGAGAGCAGAAGAGAGAAGGAAAUUCCACCUCCUGUUCCAGAUGUGUCUCCACGGUAUCAAAUGCCACCAGAACCAGAAGUCCACCAGCACAUGCCAGAUAUCGAAGAAACACCAGAGCCAGAGCCAGAGCCAGAACCAUCUUUCCAGGAGGAACCCGAGUAUGAAGAGCCCCCAGCUUUACCUCCACGCUCAGACGAUUUCCUUGAACCGGACGCUCCCCCGCUACCACACAGGUCAGCUGAUGUGGACGAGGAGGAGAACGACGGAGAGUAUGAGGAACUUGAACCGCCUCCUCCUGUGCCGCCAGUUGAAGACGAUUAUGAAGACCUGACGUGUGGCCAGAAGGCAGUAGCACUUUAUGACUACGAAGGAGAGGCUGAUGAUGAGAUCUCCUUCAAUCCGGAUGACAUCAUCACCAACAUCGAGAUGAUUGACGAGGGCUGGUGGAAGGGACAGUGUCACGGGCGCAUGGGUCUCUUCCCGGCAGCUUAUGUUCAGCUGAUGCAGUGAGUGACAGGCUCAGGGGGUCUUUGAACAAGCCUCACUUUUGUACAAUCUCAGGUUUCAUAGGUUUUUCAACCAAAGAACAUGAAGUAAAAUUCAUUUUAGCAUUGUAUUUAUAGAAUAAAUCACAGCAGAUUUGUGCCAAAAUGGCUCCUGAGCAACUGAUUUCUAUACAUUUACCUUGUAAUAUUUAGCUGAAGGGAACGUGGCAAUGAGUAACCGAGGGCAGAAUGACCAAAUCAUAAUAGUGGCUCGCAAAAAAGUUGGUACGCUGUGUAAAACAUGAAUAAAAUGAGUGCAAUCAUUUACAAACUGUAUUUACAGAUCAUGUGAAUGUCUGAGCCUUUGGAGGAUGUCCCUUUCAUAGACAAUCAUGAUACAGUUACCAAUGAACUUGUUUCUCACGUGUUUUCAAAACCUUCCUCAACUUUCGUCUCCCUGUCCCGACUGGUAGCUUCGUUUGAUGUUUAUGAGGUAAAACAUUAAAAUAUAUUGUCUUUGUAUUGUUUACAAGUGCAUAAAGGAUUAGAAAAUGAUCAUAUUCAGUUCUAUUUGUUUUACACAGGGUAACAACUUAAGGUAAAUAUAUCUUGUAUCUGCAAUUAACUCAUUGGGGUCAAUAAAAUAUUCUACAGACAA